Messenger RNA from Oncorhynchus kisutch (coho salmon), 2260 nucleotides. RefSeq names its product eukaryotic translation initiation factor 4H-like. The record is from RefSeq and is a predicted model, not a curated record. Gene Ontology annotation, molecular function: RNA binding. Lineage: Eukaryota; Metazoa; Chordata; Actinopteri; Salmoniformes; Salmonidae. The transcript is spliced from 9 exons. The coding region runs from base 323 to 1102 and encodes 259 amino acids.
GGCAAUGGCGGAUUACGAUAACUACGAUGACCGGGAUCGGGCUUACGGUAGUUUUGGUGGAGGCAGAGGGUAAGAAAAUACCUGGACGAAUAGAAUGUAUCAGUAUUAACGUAUGGUGAUGCGAGAAAACGCACUGAUGACUUAGUAUAUACAGGGGCUUGUUCGAAAUUCUUCUGAAAGAUAGGCCCGGGUUCAGAACUCGGGCCAGACAGUGUCAGUGUGGUUAGCCUCUCACGGCCGCUUUGAUGAAUGGGAAGCCGGUAUUGAGGGCGGGGAAAACUCGUGGAUUGACCAUAGCUAGCUACUUCCAGAUACUGCCAGCAUGGCACUUGGCGCCAGCAUCUCAUGGGCUGCAUGUUGUGCUAGCAAGUCAGGGACUGCGUCGAAUGGCCAAAUCGGAGGUGGCAGUGGACCUGGUGGACCUCGCAAGCAGAAGGAUCUACCAACAGAUCCCCCAUACACAGCAUAUGUGGGCAACCUGCCCUUCAACACAGUACAAGGAGACAUAGACGCCAUUUUCAAAGACCUCAACGUCAGGAGUGUUCGACUAGUUAGAGACAAAGAAACUGACAAAUUUAAAGGUUUUUGUUAUGUGGAGUUUGAUGACUUGGAAUCCCUUAAAGAAGCUUUGACGUAUGAUGGUGCUCUCCUUGGAGACCGGUCACUCAGGGUUGACAUAGCAGAGGGCCGAAAACAAGAGAGGGGUGCCGGAGGAUUCGGCUUCCGGGGGAACGACAGAGGAGGCCGAGGGGGCUCUCGUGGAGGUGGUCCCAGGGGAGGUUCCAGAGACGACUACGAAGGAGGCUACAGAGGAGAUGACGACUUCGGGCGGGGUCGAGGAGGCAGCCGCGGUGGUGACAGAAGGGGAGGUGGUGGAGGAGCAGGCAUGGGGGGACGCUACAGGGACGGUGGACCACCACCGCGCGCCGGCGCGGAAGACUUCAGAGAACCCUCUGACGAGGAGAGGGCGCAGAGACCACGGCUUCAGCUGAAGCCACGCACGGUGGCUGCCCCACUGAACCAAGUCGCCAACCCCAACUCUGCCAUAUUUGGCGGAGCCAAGCCCAGGGAGGAGCUUGAAAAAGAGGCAGAAAAGGAAUAGAUAUAUCCACGUGGCUGCAUUAUUCUGGAAGUCUACUCUGGAUCUACUGGCUUUGUUUACCAAAAAUCUUUCAAAGACUUCUCCCAAAGAGCUCGCUGGGGAGUCAGGCGCUGGGUUCCUCUUUCUGCUCGCUAACACAAAGCAGGCCUUCAUCUAAUUGGAAAAAAAGAGCAGUUGGACCCAAGGCUGCUGUGAGGGGCAGGGGUCAGGCCUAUGUCAACCUGACCCGUACCCCACACACAUCAAAAGGAACUCUGGACAGUGGCUUCAGUUUGGUUCUGUUGCCUUUGGGUAAGGACUUUGCUGUGUCAUUUUCUCUUACCUUUCCCAAGGCAUCCGUUGUGUUCACCAAAUGAUUUGCAGUUUUAGACAUACAGCUGUAAAAAGCUGUUCCUUUGGUGUGUUUUAUACAUUUUCCUCCUAAAUUUCUGCUCUAUUUGUGAAAUGAUUAUCAUUUCAGCUUCAAAUUUCCACUGUCUUAAAUAUUAAAUGAUAACAUUGCCAAGAGAACUGAAUCCUUAAUGUUGUCUCAAUGUGUAAUUCUGGAACCUGAUUUUGAAAGAUUUUUGAUCUUAGUCUGUUCAAUCCAGGAAAAAAUGGCUUCCUGCAAUAAUGGAGCGAUGCGAGGAGAAGCUGAAGCGCUCACUAGAUUAAAUCAGAAACAUGGGUUAUUGCAACGGUCUUUGUCUGGCAACUUUCUACUUCCACAGCUUGCUAGUUAUAUGCAUUUUAUCAACAAAAAAAUGUAUCACCUAAACACUGCAAAAUAUACAACUUUAACAUAGGAAACUGUUAACUGAAAAAAAAAAAAAAAAAAAAUCUGCUCAUUUGUCCCAUGGAGACUGGCUAAAUCUAGUCUGCCUACCAGUAGAUGGUGUAGGAUGCUUUUGAGAAUUUGUUGCGCUACCAUUUUUAUUUACAUUUUACUGGUUAUGAAAUUUAGUGAUACCUUGUUCUUACUGUACUAUAGAAAGAUCUGCUGUUUUUAUUCAUUUUUUUGUUCAUUUUCCUACACUGUUUAUGGCAAUAAAAUGUAUAAUCUUACAAAUGUAUUAUGAAUAUGUUUUAGUGGGAUGGGUGAAUGAGUCAAGGCAAUGAAGUAGUUCUCUGAGAACACAUGAACCAAUGUGAACAUGGAAUAAAAACAUUUAAAUUUAA